AAAUAUUUUUGUGGCGCACCUACGUAGCUAUCAAGUUAGAAGGUGGUGCCACUUCUUUCAGUGACUUUCCUGACAGUAGAUAAGCAUGAAUACCCUGUUGGUUUUAUAGAAGCGCUAAAAAGACGAGGGAUAGAGAGAAUAAUGACACAAAAUCAUGUGUCAGGGAUGGAGACAUCCGCCAUCUCCGUCCUGAAGCGGGCAGUGGAGCUCGACCACAGCGACCGCUUCCAGGAGUCUCUUGUCUGCUACCAGGAAGGCAUCCAGCUGCUUAUAGACGCGAUGAAAGCUGUGAAAGAGGACUCAAAGAGAGGCCACUACAGAGAGAAGAUAAAGAGCUACAUGGACAGAGCAGAGCAAAUCAAAGCUCAUGUGAACCAGAUGAAAGAAGAUGGGAAAUACCAUGAGGAGAUAAGAAUAGCAGAGGAUGCGACUGGUUACAGCUACGAGUCUCUGUUCAAGCCAUACAUGAGCAGUUUACUCACAGAGGUCUGGGUACAAGACCCAUACAUACGGCACACCCACCAAUUGUACAACUUCCUGCGGUACUGUGAGAUGCUGCUGAAAGCGCCCUGCAAGGUGAAAAAGAUCCAUCUCCUCACUUCACAGGAUGAAGCGGAUAGUGGCCAGCAGAGCAGCGCUCUGGCUGAGCUGAAAGAGAGUCUGAGUGCUCAGGGAGUGACUCUGGAUCUGCAGUACUCCUCCACUAUACAUGACAGGGAGAUCAGGUUUGACAAUGGUUGGAUCAUCAAAAUAGGAAGAGGGCUGGAUUACUUCAAGAGACCUAAGGGCCGAUUCUCUAUUGGAUAUUGUGACUAUGACCUCAGGCAGUGCCAAGAGACCAACGUAGACAUUUUUCACACCAAACACACAAAAACACUAUGAGAUUCAUAAAGCUUGAAUCUUAAUGUACUUACCUGCCCUCAAAACGCACAGACACCACUGCUGUGUUGUUGGAUUUGCCUUAACAUACAGGUUCAUGUUGAUCGGCCUUAUACCAACUGUGUAACAAACAAUUUUUAUCAAGUUUUACAAUGUGCUUUUUGUCACACUGGUCUUUAAUUCUAACAAACUGUAUAAUUUUGUAUGGUUUCUUCAGUCUUGUCUGUAGUCAAACUGUGACAAAGAAUAAUUUUGGGUUCUUUUCUAUGACUUUUCUUUUUAAACUUUUCUAUUAUUUGCUUUUUAGGAUGCCAUACCGCCAUCUGGUGGAAAAAUAAAUUAAAACAUUCAAAAAUUAUAAUUAAAGUUUAUAAUAUAACA
This is a messenger RNA of Perca fluviatilis (European perch), 1260 nucleotides long. RefSeq names its product MIT, microtubule interacting and transport, domain containing 1 (gene mitd1). The record is from RefSeq and is a predicted model, not a curated record. Gene Ontology annotation, cellular component: midbody. The transcript is spliced from 7 exons. Lineage: Eukaryota; Metazoa; Chordata; Actinopteri; Perciformes; Percidae. Bases 142 to 882 code for a protein of 246 amino acids. Gene Ontology annotation, biological process: midbody abscission.